Medioppia subpectinata is the source of this 1528-nucleotide messenger RNA. Lineage: Eukaryota; Metazoa; Arthropoda; Arachnida; Sarcoptiformes; Oppiidae. The record is from the annotation of a GenBank genome assembly.
CAUGCGUGACUCGUGUCUACACGUGUACUAAUGUUGUGAAAAGCUGUGAAUGACUUGUGAUUGAGUCAUGAAUUGUCUUCUCGUUCACGAAGUGGUGCUCAUAGUUGUCGUGCUUUCGCUGGUCUUCGGUCUCGCGAUUCCCGACAAAGACGACCACAAGAGCCGCAGCGCAGACCCGAUGCAUGACUCGAGCCAUUACUCGGAUGGCGUCCAUAACGCAGAGUACGAUCACAAGGCGUUUCUCGGCGAAGAGGCCGACGAUUUCGACCAAUUGUCACCUGAAGAGAGCAAAUCACGUUUGGCUCAAAUGGUGGACAAAAUCGACAAAAACAAUGACGGAUUCAUUACGACUGAAGAGCUUAAAGAUUGGAUUCAUAUCUCGCAGAAGAAGUAUAUCGUGGAUGACGUCGACAGGCAGUGGAAGACACAGACGGCAGACGACGAGACGUCGACCACUAUUUCGUGGGAAGAUUACAAGAAACGGACGUUUGGUUUCUUGGAUCAGUUGUCGGAGAACUCGGUUUCUGCGGACGAAACCAAUACUUAUCGAGAAAUGCUUCGUCGAGACGAGCGGCGCUGGAAACUGGCCGACAAGGACUCAGACAGCGCUCUAAACAAAGACGAAUUCCUCGACUUUCUUCAUCCCGAAGAAGCGCAACACAUGAGAGACGUUGUCGUCGACGAGACGCUCGAAGACAUCGAUAAGAACAAAGACGGAAAGGUUUCGGUCGAAGAGUACAUAAGCGAUAUGUAUUCUCCGGACGCCACCGGAGAUCAAGUACCCGAUUGGGUGAUCCGAGAGAAGGAUCAGUUCAGAGAAAUACGUGAUAAAAAUAAAGACGGGUUUAUGGACAGAGAGGAGAUCCGCGAAUGGAUUAUUCCUCCGGAUUACGACCACUCGGAAGCGGAGGCCAAACACUUGAUACGAGAGGCGGACACUAAUCAGGAUUCAAAGCUAACAAAAGCGGAAAUAUUGGAAAGUUAUGACGUUUUUGUCGGCUCUCAGGCAACAGAUUUCGGAGAAGCGCUUCUCAGACACGAAGAGUUUUGAAAAUAACUUAAUUUUAGACUUUGAAUCCAAUCCAAACUUCGGUCACAAAAAACUGUCGUUUUUGGAAACCAUUUGCUGUUUUUCUAUUUAUUUACACAAAAAUGCUAUAAUUAGUGAUAAUAUACUGUAAAUACCUUAUAAUUGCUUCUAUUUUCUAGUAUUGAAACCAAAUCUCCAAUAAAUUAAUUGAGAUCUGAUUUUUAGACACUUUUGAACCAAAAUCCGAAUUUCUAGUCAAAAGACUUUUGCUUUAAAAAAGUGCCAAAAAAAAAGAAAUUCAGGUUUUCUUCUUCCGUCACAUUUAAUACAUUUAUUUUCCGACAAAUAAAUAAAUAAUUUCUUUUAAACAUUGUUUUUUAGAUUAAAGUAUUUUCGCAUUUAAACUGCAAUUAAAUUAAAAAUUGAGUGAAAAAUGCGGUUUUUAUAAAAGAAUAAAUAAUAUAUAAUUAGAGACCGAAUAUUGUAUUCAAAUGUAUA